Molecule: messenger RNA, 788 nt
Organism: Symbiodinium sp. CCMP2456
Lineage: Eukaryota; Dinophyceae; Suessiales; Symbiodiniaceae
Source: the annotation of a GenBank genome assembly
GCUCCUCCCUGUCUCUUAGAAGCCAUAUGCGCUUGGAGCUGGCAAUGCUCGUGUACGGGAUGGCCCAGCUCGGCCUGUCGCUCCUUGCCUCGGACCUUGUCCACUCAGGAUCGAGUCCGUCGCUGAAGACCUUCUUGCGGACGGGCUUUGCACCUCCAGCGUUCGGCCUAUCCAGGCUGGACAGUCCUUUACCUGUGCUGGACCCCGUGCAUGCUGGCAGCUUCAUGCUGGCAAAGACUCUUGCCUGCCUUGGCCUCAUACUGCUUGUGUUUGGCAUGUGCUGCCUUGGCCUAUUCUUAUCACUUCCGGACCUCGUGCACUCAGAGCCCCCGUCAUUUCUCAGGGCCCUUGCACAGUGUGGCAGCGCUCCGUUUGCGUAUGGCAUUGCUUGCCUUGAGCUGACGCCCUCCGCACCAGAUCGUGCCCACUUUGACUUGCCACCGCCUCUGCACUCCCACAUGCAAACUGGCAAGUCCUCACCCGCUUACGGUACAAGUUGUUCAGAUUUGCCGCCCCUCGCUCCAGAUUUUGCAAUAAUUGGGCCAUGCUUACCCUUGCAGUCUCACAUGUGGCUAGGCCUUCUCUUAUCUGCCUACGGCAUGGUGCAGUUGGAACUUCCAUCACUCGUGCUGGACUUCAUCCGACUUGAGUCAGGCUCGUUUUUGCAUGGUCCUGCUUGUCUUGGGCCAUCACCUCCGUCGUUUGGGGUGGCGUGGCUGGACCCGCUCUUGCCUGCUCUCGAUUUCGCCUUGAUGGGUUUGUUGCCACCUGUUCGAAGCUUCGCCUGA